UUGUCCCGUGCAUCAUUAUAUUUUUAUUCUGCUGCCGGACUAUUAUACCAGUGGUUGAGCUAUGGACCUUAUAACUAUCAAUGUCCGGGGCACUAUAUUUAUGACAAAUGCGUCUAAUAUUCGUAACAUUCUGCUUACCUCCCCACUUCUCAACCUCAACGAACACUCGCAGUACUAUAAUCCUAAGCGACAGGAGUACUUUUUCGACAGAAAUGCUGCUGUGUUUGAGACAGUUCUUGAUUAUUUUGUCACCGAUAAACUUCACGUGCCGACGAAUGUUUGCGCUGAACGUGUUCGGGAGGAGUUAGCGUUCUGGGGAAUUCCUGACAGGCAUAUAGAGAAAUGUUGCUGGAAAACGUUUUUCCAGUCGACAGAGGAUAUGAACACUCUACAAAAGUUACUUAAAUACAUUCCCUGUGUCCAGAGGCGUGACCGAUGCUGCAGCUGGACACCAACGCCAAAGCGUUCACAGACAUACGAUAUGAGAUCCCGAAUGUGGUCAUUUCUUCACGAUUAUCAGUCUUCAACAUCAGCAAAGGUACACCACUCCCUGAUCUGUAUGACGAUCCUUAUCUCCACCAUCCUAAUGCUGCUGAAGACAGUCAAGUCUGUACGCUACGAAAAUCCGAUCCCACUCCAACUGGAAAACCAUACUUCUGAGGCCCUCCGCAUGUACUGGAAUACUUCUCCGCAUAUGUCUAUAGUCAUCCUGGAAGCGAUCACAAAUACCUUUCUGACCAUAGAAUGGAUGCUGAAAUUCGCUACGUGUCCAAACCGAACGUUUUUUAUGAAACAAUUUCUUAAUGUUACCGACCUAAUGGCAUGGCUUGGCACGUGGGUGACCCUUACCCUCGACAUCAAAUCAUGUGCCUUCUUCUUCUCUACCGGCCACCUGAUGCCGGUCAUCUUGCCAUUGUGUAUACUCACGGCCAGUCGAGGGUUCCGUGUGUUUCGGUUGAUAUCCGAUAAUUGUGGCGUGAAGAUUCUGGUAUUGUCGGUAUAUUCGAGUUUACGCGAGCUUUGUAUCCUUCUCAUGACCUUCUCGUGUGCCGCCAUUGUGUUCGCUAUCCUGUUAUACAGUGUUCAGUUACAGAGUAACUCCAGAAUGUCCCCAUCCGAUGCGGUCGUCGCCAUUUGGUGGGCAGUUAUCACCAUGACUACAGUCGGAUACGGAGAUUACUACCCGACAGAACCAUUAGGACACGUAGUCGGAGUGAUCUGUUCCAUCACAGGAAUCGUACUCAUUGCACUUCCGAUUGCUGUGACGUCCUCAACAUUUAGUGACUUUUAUAAUUUCAGUAAAUAUAGAGCGUGUUAUCAAGAGUUGCUUGAAAAGGACGGAGAAAAUGACAAGAAAACUGGCUACAAUAAUGAAGUCGUUCCUAUGUAAAUAAAUAGGAAACUAUAUGAGACAUACUUGUGUUCAGGUUUAUAACUGUUUCCUGUAUAAGGCAAGUGCCUGGUUAAAACUUUUGAAUCAGGUUGGUUUAAACUGCAUGUUUUGAUUUUGUUAAUUAUUUUGUAUAUCACAAUUAUGUUGCUACACGAAAGUAACAUUGUAUCAACUAACAGCUAAAAUAUUUCAUACGUUUGUAUAUAUUGCAGUCACUGAUUAUUAUCAUAAUAUAUAUAUCAAAAUAUUCAUCUAAUCAAAAUGAUAAUAAUAAACUAUAGAUGUGCAUGUGAUGUACUAAAACCGACCCCGAAUAACGACAUGAUAACGACAUUGUCAGAGAUCCUAUCAAAUACCGUGAUGAUUAGACCAGGUGUUCCGGAA
Messenger RNA from Pecten maximus, 1777 nucleotides. RefSeq names its product potassium voltage-gated channel protein Shaw-like. Gene Ontology annotation, biological process: protein homooligomerization; potassium ion transmembrane transport. NCBI's taxonomy places the organism in Eukaryota, Metazoa, Mollusca, Bivalvia, Pectinida, Pectinidae. Bases 62 to 1390 code for a protein of 442 amino acids. The transcript has 2 exons. Gene Ontology annotation, cellular component: membrane; voltage-gated potassium channel complex. Gene Ontology annotation, molecular function: protein binding; voltage-gated potassium channel activity. The record is from RefSeq and is a predicted model, not a curated record.